Molecule: messenger RNA, 597 nt
Organism: Lachancea fermentati
Lineage: Eukaryota; Fungi; Ascomycota; Saccharomycetes; Saccharomycetales; Saccharomycetaceae
Source: the annotation of a GenBank genome assembly
AUGUCGAUGAUACAGUUGCGCAUUCCAUGCCAAGCGUUUUCACAAUAUUCCAAGGACGACAAGAUCACGAUUACUGGAAAUUUCGACAACUGGGAGCACACGAAAUUUGUGUUGCGAUAUGACGCACAAGAAAACUGUUUUGGAGUGAACAUUACAGGAAUAUCAACAAGAACUAUUGUAUUUAAGUUCCUAAUUAACGAUAAAGAAUGGGUAACGUUACCUUACUUCGAAACCGAAACGGACAAUACGGGCUUUGUUAACAACGUAUUGAGGUCGCAAGAACUGAAGACUGCAGGUGCAGAGGACCACCUUGACGAGAUCACGAUUAGCAGUAAUGCGGAGCGUGAGCCUCAACAAGGAAAUUUUAAAAAAGAUGCAGAUAACAGCACUGAAACUGACUAUAUCCACAUAUCAUCUCAAGAUGAACUUAGCAGUACGGAAGAUGUCCAACUUGAGCCCACAGAUAGUGACAUUAUAGAAGACAUUCAUGUUGAGGGCCCGUAUUCGCGGCCAAAACUGUCAACCAGUGGAUCCACAGGCCGGUUACAAACACUUGUCACAGUUGUAAAGAGGGUCAAAAUGUAUUGGAGUGGAUAG